Molecule: messenger RNA, 491 nt
Organism: Scutellospora calospora
Lineage: Eukaryota; Fungi; Glomeromycota; Glomeromycetes; Diversisporales; Gigasporaceae
Source: the annotation of a GenBank genome assembly
UUAUAAUAAUUUCAAUAAAACGUGGAAGAAGAUUCCAUUAAAAGCUGUCCAUGGGUUUAGAUGUGUCAGGAUGUAUAACAAGAUCCCUUAUACUGAAGAAUAUGAAUUACAUCGAUACUAUUUAAUCGAAGACAUAAAAAUACUUUAUAAUGAAUUUAUGCUUCUUAUUCAUCAAAAUAAAGAUCAAGCUUUUAUCGUUUCAUGGGAGUUGGAAAAACGAAUGAAAGGAAGUAUUUAUAUGAAAGAAGUUUGCAAGUAUUCAAAAGAACAAAAGAAAGAUCUUGGAUUCUUUGAAGAGAAUUCUGUUGAUGAUCAUAAUCAAAAAUAUGAAUUGGAUAUUUUAUAUUCUUGUCUUGGUGUAAAGAACGCCUUUUCUACUACAGAUCAAAUUCUUUUGAAUGAAAGAGAAUUUAAAAAUAUGAGAAAAUCGUUAAUCGAAAUGUAUCCAGAAAUCAAGAAAAAUCGUGGUGAUAAAGGUGAUAAAGAAGGAU